AUAUAUGUUACGCUGUUUUGAACUCUCACGUUUACCAUAACUUAAUGAAUAGGUUUUAUGACUAUUUCCUUAGUGUGGAAAAAAUGGAGCCAUAUUUAAAAUGAAUUGUUAGGCAGCUAUGAUUGUUUAUUUCUUUUAUGUUUUUCAAAUGCAAUAAUAGCAGUAAUUCGAGCGCACCUGUUUGUCGUGACAAAAUUAUGAGUGGUUUUCGUCUUUUUUUUACUACUUUAGAUUAAUAGUUGUUCAAUAAUUACAUUAAUUCGGCGAACGAUAUGAAUGUCUUAUAUACGUCAAGAAAAUUGCAAGAAUUAUUUAAGGAUGACAAGAUCGCCUUACACUCGCACGCUUCAGGCGAUGGAGACGUCAUCCCGGGACGGUGUUGCCGGCUCUGCGGUGGGGAUACCAGCCUCCGAUACUUUGGGGACACUUACGUGUGGGAGGGAAUAGAGGAACGAUACGAUCAUCUCUUGUAUGACUGUUUUGGUGUUAAGGUAUCUCCAUCAGACUGCAUGAUUUGUGAGUGGUGCGUGCGCGCGUUGAGGAGCACGGAGCGGUUCCGAGCGCUCGUGCACGCCGCCUUUGAUCAGUCGCCGAGUGACAUAUCGUCAAGCGCAACGACAUUAAAAUCGGAAUUCUGUAUGCAACCGGAUAUAAAACUCUCGCCGAAACAGGAAAAGGAUAUCAAUAAAAAACCUUUUGAUUCGGCCAAGAGACGAGAAGCCAGGAAACGUUUUGGCGCCAAUGAGGCUAAAUCAAAAAGAAUUAAUAUUCCUUGUGAAGUUUGUAGGCAAAGAUACCCAAUGUUAGUCCCGAACGACGGCUAUAAGACGUUCAUAUGUUCCCGCUGCAAGAAGAACGGCGAGCUGAAGGGCUCGGUCUGCAGGAAGUGCAACAUCGUGAUGCCGGCCAGCAUGAUGAAGGAGCACCUCGAGUUGCACGCCAAAGCCGACCUGAGGGCCAAGUCCAGAUCUCGUCAACCCAAAAAGAGUCCUGUGCCAUUUGCGAACACCUUUAUAAAGCCGCAUCGGCCGCAGAAAUUCCAGUGCAGCCGUUGCCCCAAGAAGUACGCGGUCGCGAGGAACCUCGCGAUACACGUGCGGAACGCGCACGGCGAUAGUAUUGAUAACCUGUGCUCUGUCUGCGGCCAGUACCUGGAGUCCCGGGAGAGGCUGGAGGAGCACUUGGCUGAACACUCUGGCCUGCACCAAUGUGACGAGUGCCUCCUCAUCUUCAAGAACAAAAGGUCCCUAGUGUCGCACAGUCUCACGCAUCACAUCAAGUGCAGUAGCAGCUGACUUGUACACUUCAGUAAUAAAUGAGCUUCAGUCCA
Molecule: messenger RNA, 1330 nt
Organism: Trichoplusia ni (cabbage looper)
Lineage: Eukaryota; Metazoa; Arthropoda; Insecta; Lepidoptera; Noctuidae
Product: zinc finger protein 569-like
Exons: 7
Coding region: 273-1295 (340 amino acids)
Biological process (GO): regulation of transcription by RNA polymerase II
Cellular component (GO): chromosome
Molecular function (GO): chromatin insulator sequence binding
Source: RefSeq, a predicted model, not a curated record